This is a messenger RNA of Colossoma macropomum (tambaqui), 735 nucleotides long. RefSeq names its product putative olfactory receptor 13C6. Gene Ontology annotation, cellular component: membrane. Gene Ontology annotation, molecular function: G protein-coupled receptor activity; olfactory receptor activity. Gene Ontology annotation, biological process: G protein-coupled receptor signaling pathway. The transcript is spliced from 2 exons. Lineage: Eukaryota; Metazoa; Chordata; Actinopteri; Characiformes; Serrasalmidae. The record is from RefSeq and is a predicted model, not a curated record. The coding region runs from base 1 to 735 and encodes 244 amino acids.
AUGGAUUAUUUUUAUAAUGUUACAUAUUUAUCUUUGGAAGGGCAUGUGGAGUUGGAGAAAUAUAGAUAUGUUUAUUUUGUAAUUUGCCUCACAGUUUAUACACUGAUCAUUUGUUGUAAUGUUGUUGUCAUUUCUAUCAUUUACACAAACAAACGUCUCCAUGAGCCGAUGUACAUAUUCAUUGCUGCUUUACUUUGCAAUGCUCUUUUUGGAACAACUACCUUUUAUCCUAAAGUAAUGAGUGCUUUUCUGUCAGAAAAACAUGUUAUCUCUCAUGGAGCCUGUCUGUUUCAGGCCUUUUGUGCCUAUACGUACGGAGCAUCAGAAUUCACACUGUUAUCAGCUAUGGCCUAUGACAGAUAUGUGUCCAUAUGUAAACCAUUACAAUACGCAACUCUUGUCAAAAUGUCCACUGUUAAAAAGCUCUUAUUUUUCUGUUGGUUUGUACCUUCCUUCUGUUUACAGAAUUCAAAAGAGUUCAGAAGAAAAGCUCUACAAACUUGCUUCCCACAUUUUGUUAUUUUCAUUAAUUUCUCUGUUACUUCAUUUUUUGAAGUGAUUAACACCAGAUUAGAAGGAAGUGUACCUCAUAUAUUUGCUAUUAUAAUGUCAGUUCAAAAUGGGGUCAUCCCUCCUCUACUUAAUCCUAUUGUAUAUGGACUGAAAAUGCAAGAGAUUUUGAAUAGGAUUAAGGGAAUGAUUUGGAAGAGAAAGACACAUGUCUUUGCAGACUGA